CUGCAGCCGUCCAGAGCGUCUCCCCAGCGCGGCCCUUGCAGCUGCCCAGCCCUCCUCCCAGCGGCCGCCGCUUUUCUUCCUGCCCAUCCUCGGACUCGGAGUCUCGGAAGGAAGCUCGCCUUGUUGCCAGCCGGGAUGUCUGCGCCGCCGGAUCGCCAGAGCUCCGCGGAGCACCGGAUUGGGGACGGCGCGGAAGACGAGAGCGCAGCCGGAGCUGCUGCUCCGAGGCGCUGGGACCGAGAAAGGGUGCCGGCGUCGCAGCAGCAGCCGGCCGCGGCGUUCGGCUUCGCGAAGGAACCCCCGCCCGUUGCCAUGGCGACUGCAGCCACAGGAGGUAUGGCAGCCUCUCAUCUCUAUGAUUUCAGUUCUUCAAAGUCUCCGGACAGAGGCAAUGGCUCCUUUUACACCUCCCUGAUUUCUGAUGACCUCUAUACAUCCCCUCAGGAUUCCUCUUAUUUCACCGGAAUUCAGCCCAAAGGGGACGUCCAUGUGACUACUUCAGACAGUAUGGAGGGAUUUCAUGUCCAGGAUGGGAUUUCUUUUGAAUCUCGUGGUUUAUUCAGCUCCGAUUCGGGAAUAGAGAUGACCCCAGCCGAAUGCACCGACAUCAACAAAACCUUAGCUGAUUCCACGGAACAGAUGAAAUCAGAAGCUUAUAAAUACAUGGACAUCAGUCGAUCAGAAGAGAUCAAAUACCAAGAGAGGUGUGACACAGGCUUGGGAGAUGUGGGCCCUCCAAGUUUGUCAAAUAAGUGCCAAGAGGAUCUAACUGGAGCUAAGGGAACAGCUGCUGAGGGGAAAGGGAGAGGUCUAUCGGAGGGGUCAACUUUUGCAUCGGAAAUGUUUGGUGACCAUCAAUACCGUGCCUCAGUGACAGCACCGGUCAAGAUUACAUUUACUGAGAUAGAAAGUGUAGAGGAGUCUGUUACGCAGGAGAGAAGUCCAGAAAAACAAGAGGUAGGCCUCAAACCAAGCCAUGAAGUCGUUCCAACGGUGACUGUGUCUGAGCCAGAAGAUGACAGCCCAGGGUCUAUAACACCACCUUCUUCAGGAACAGAACCAUCUGGCUCAGAGUCUCAAGGGAAAGGAAGCCUAUCAGAAGAGGAACUCAUCAGUGCCAUUAAAGAAGCAAAAGGCUUUGCCCAUCAUGAGCUGCCUGAAGGCCAACGACCUGCAGCUGUUGCCCCAGAGAGACGAGAUCCAAAAAGCAAGGUGGCAGGACUCCCAGCUGGUGGCGCUCCCUUAGAUAAUGAAGUGAGCAGUGCUGAGUCUGGUGAUUCCGAGAUCGAGCUGGUCUCGGAAGACCCACUCGCGGCCGAAGAGGUUCUCCACUCCAAUUAUAUGACCUUCAGCCAUGCCGGAGGCCCACCUCCUUCCCCAGCUUCUCCUUCGAUACAGUACAGCAUUUUGAGGGAAGAGCGGGAGGCCGAACUGGACAGCGAGCUCAUCAUUGAGUCGUGUGAUGCUUCGUCGGCCUCUGAGGAGAGUCCUAAGCGGGAGCACGACUCUCCCUUAAUGAAACCGAUUAUUAUGGACAUUAUUCAGGAAGAGAACCAUUCCAGAAAUGAAAGCCGCGGGGCCUCAAAUUACAACGUAAGUAGCUCCAAGGAGAGCAGGAUGAACAGGGAAAACCUAGCUGACUCUGCCUCCUACCUAAAGUGUUCCUUUGCUGCACCUAAAGUUAGCGUUGAUCCACCUUCUUCCUCUGCUGUCAGUGUUGAAGAGACAAAGGACAAAGUAGCGCAGAAGAAAUCAGCAGAGGUGGCAGCCACGGUUACCGCCAACCAACCACCUUCCAAGGGCUCAGUGGGAAGAAGUCCCUGGCCUUCUCCACCACUGCCAAUUUUAAAUAAGCAAAAAGCGAUUGACCUGUUGUACUGGCGCGACAUCAAGCAGACGGGCAUCAUGUUCGGGAGUGUCCUGCUGUUGCUCUUCUCUCUGACCCAGUUCAGCGUCGUCAGCGUGAUCGCCUACCUGGCACUCGCAGCUCUCUCGGCCACCAUUAGCUUCAGAAUCUACAAGUCAGUCCUCCAGGCUGUGCAAAAAACUGACGAAGGCCACCCGUUCAAAAGCUACUUGGAAAUGGAAAUGUCUCUCUCCCAGGAACAGAUUCAGAAGUACACAGAUUGCCUCCAGUCUUAUGUGAACAGCACAGUCAAAGAACUCAGGCGGCUUUUCCUUGUACAGGAUUUGGUGGAUUCCUUAAAAUUUGCAGUUCUAAUGUGGCUGUUGACUUAUGUUGGAGCUCUCUUCAAUGGCCUGACUCUUCUGAUAAUGGCUGUGGUCUCGAUGUUUACUCUUCCUGUCGUAUACGACAAGUACCAGGCACAGAUUGACCAAUACUUGGGACUUAUGAGGACCCACAUAAAUACUGUUGUGGCGAAGAUCCAAGCAAAAAUCCCGGGUGCUAAGAGGAAGGCUGAGUAAAGGCAACAGCAGAAAUUCAUCAGCUACACAAGUGAUUGAUGAGGGAGUCUGGGAUGAAAACAGCUCUGUUCUUACUUUUUACUGCAUAAUUUAUUGUUUCUCUCUCUCUCUCUCUCUCUCUCUCUCUCUCUCUCUCUCUCUCUCUCUCUCUCUCUCUCUCUCAGAGACAUAAUACAAACAGAGUGUGUCCCUCAGCCGCCAGGUGAAUCUGGCUUCCUCCUCCUGGCUUUGCCACUGAAGUGACAGGUGUGCAUGCCAGGGAACUGAAUGUUGGCUUAGUUGUCAGUCUUGGUCUCUCCCCCACCCCACCUUUUUAGGUGGACUGGCUGCCUUUUAAAGAAAAAUACAAAACACUGCUUGAAUGCUCAUGCAUUUAUCUGUCCAUUUAUUGCCUUAUUAAUUGAAACAAAGGCAUAUAUAUAUAUAUUAUUCUUAGGGAGGGGAGCUGUUUUGGGGUGACAUCAGAGAGAAGAAGCCAGUCAGCCUUGUGCCCAGGAAGUUUCUGCUCUCAGCCUGCUUUUUAAAGCGUUAAAUUGAAUACAGCAGGGGUUCUCAAACUUGAGUCCCCAGAUAUUGUGGGACUACAACUCCCAUCAUCCCCAGCCAUAAUGGCCUUUGAAGAUGAUGGGAGUUGUAGUCCCACAACAUGCAGGGACCCAAGUUUGAGAACCCCAGGAAUACAAUGAGACUGAACAGAGUGAGAACACUUCGAGUGGUCCCACUGCUCUAAAAGCAUUACAUCUGUCUUCACCCCCCCUCUCUCUAUCAUACACCAUGAUCUCAGAGAUGUGAAGCAAUGAAGCAGCUGUUUCCCCUCCCCUCUCCUGCUGUUUCUGUACUCUCUAGACUAUUUGCAAUCAUGUGUGUCAAGCACUAAAGUAUAGUAAAGAGAAAAGUGUUCUAGGUGUGGUUCUUGUGUUGCUUCUCAAGUGCAUGAUGGUAAAAGCCUAAAAAUACUAUUGAACUUUCUACUUUUUAUUUCCUCGUGCUUCUACUACUACUACUCUACGACUAUUACUUCUUCUUCUAUUGGCAUUGCUUCGAUAACUUUUAAUGUUACGUGUGGCUAGGGCUUUCCUGCUUAGUGCACCAAUGCAGUUUUGCUUCUAUGUCCACUGGGGUCGCUGGUUGGGUUCACCUUUACUAACUAUCUAGAACUGUAGACUGAAGUCUUUAUAUGUGUGUGUUUUCCCCAGCACAAGUAAUAACAACAAAAGAGCAAUCAGUACUUAUAUGGCAUAAUCCAUUUUGUAUAACUCUCUGAAAGUGACAAUAAAUUAAACAAACCAACCGACCCCAGUACUUUUUUGUUCUUAAGGGAUCAACGGGCUGAUAUACAUGUAUGGGGACUGCAAAGACUUCCGGCGUGUUACAUGUAUCACAGAUUUGUAUGACGUUCUCUGUAGAACUUAAUUAUGAACUCUGAAUAUUUGCACUUAUGUACUUGAUACCGAAUGCAGAAAUAAAUGUUCCUAAAUGUUAAAAAGAA
Hemicordylus capensis (graceful crag lizard) is the source of this 3916-nucleotide messenger RNA. It is a transcript of the gene RTN1, whose product is annotated as reticulon 1. Gene Ontology annotation, cellular component: neuron projection; postsynaptic density. The record is from RefSeq and is a predicted model, not a curated record. The coding region runs from base 136 to 2427 and encodes 763 amino acids. Gene Ontology annotation, biological process: neuron differentiation; endoplasmic reticulum tubular network formation; brain development. Lineage: Eukaryota; Metazoa; Chordata; Lepidosauria; Squamata; Cordylidae. The transcript is spliced from 9 exons.